This is a messenger RNA of Penicillium chermesinum, 1383 nucleotides long. It is a transcript of the gene cpcA, whose product is annotated as amino acid starvation-responsive transcription factor GCN4. The record is from RefSeq and is a predicted model, not a curated record. The transcript is spliced from 2 exons. The coding region runs from base 1 to 1383 and encodes 460 amino acids. Gene Ontology annotation, biological process: regulation of DNA-templated transcription. Gene Ontology annotation, molecular function: DNA-binding transcription factor activity. Lineage: Eukaryota; Fungi; Ascomycota; Eurotiomycetes; Eurotiales; Aspergillaceae.
AUGGACACCAUUAACCAACACGGAACACCCCCCUUCUCCUCUCUUCCUUCAGAGUCUCCGUCAGGACCUCUGAACUUCAGCAUCGCUUCGCGUAGCUCGAGUUCUCCUUCCUCUUCAACUCUCCCGUUCGACGUUACGUCGUUCACCACGGAUCAAUUCCAGCAAUCAUGGCUUCCCACGCCCCCCCCACAGCCUUCGGCUCCCAGUUUGAACAACAACAGCAACAGCAACAACAACAGUGCGCUAGAGGACUUUGUACUCUAUCCCGCUCCGCAAGCUCGUCCUCAGCCUCGUCCCAGAGACUCGCGUGCUCAAGCACCCUCGGGUACUGCCCUUAGACCGUCUGCUCUCCAGCCUUUCCUGGCGCAGAAUCACCCUCGACGACAUUCCUUCAGCCUGCAGUUGCAACGCCAUCUCCAGCAGCAGUUCCCUGGUUCCCCUGUUCAGGACCCCAGAGUAACCAAGCUUGCCCGGUCUCCUUCCUACUGGUCUCAUUCCACACAUUCGCCCCAACGCCCUCCAGUUCCGCCGUUCUUCGCCGGUAGCUUCACCGAAAAACAGAAACAACAGUACAAGCAAUACAUGGCCUAUCGCCGUAACAUGUCUACUCCCAACCUUCAAGGUACUUUCCCUCGCGCUAGCUCAAACAUGUCCGCCGCUCACAACAUCCCCCAAGAUCACGACGCCGAACUCUUCGGCCUUCCAUCAACCGGCAGCAUGACUUCGCCUUUGGCCUUUGGCCAGCUGCCCUUGGGCAACGAGACCGACGGCGCCUACUCCCCCGGGGCGCCUACCGGUACCAUUUCGCCCAAGGACCUGAUGUUCGAGACAUCUGUCCCUCCAUCCGGUACAUUCACCGAUCUGAGCACUCCUCCUUUCGAUUCCCCUGGUACCUUUAGCCAGAAUCCUUCGCCGUUGUUCACCGACGUGGACUUCAUGGGCCAGGACGACUGGGCGCCUCUCUUCCACGAUGGAUCUGCCCCUAACGUCUUUGAUGUCGAUACUCCUUUCGAUGUCCCUGCUCUUCCUGAACCCAAGAAGGAAGCUUCUCUCGAGCCAACCCUCUCUCUCGCCACAGCCCCCCGCCGCGUCGCUUCCAAGGCUUCUCCCAUUCCCGCGACUGGAAACACCAAGCACUCUAGCGUCUCUGGUGUCUCACGACAGCGCAAGGAUCUCUCCCCUAUCGAGUUCGAUCCCACUGACCCUGUCGCUGCCAAGCGUGCUCGUAAUACCGAAGCUGCUCGGAAGUCGCGGGCUAAGAAGCUGGAACGCCAAGCUAACGCCGAGGGCCGUAUCCGUGAGCUCGAGGAGCUGUUGGCUCAACGGGAUGAGCUCAUUGCCAACCUCCAAGCUCAACUCGAAGUUCAACGGAGCUUGCAGUAG